AUGUCAAUGUCACUGUUCAGUAUAUCACAGUAUGUCACUGUUCAGCAUGUCAAUGUCACUGUUCAGUAUAUCACUGUCACUGUUCAGCAUGUCAAUGUCACUGUUCAGUAUAUCACUGUCACUGUUCAGCAUGUCAGUGUCACUGUUCAGUAUAUCACUGUUCAGUAUCACUUUGCAUGUACCACAGUUACUAUUUCAUUUCUGUUACAUCUUCAGGAGUACAUGCUGGCAGAUAAGAGUAUGCCCAUUCUCCCAGUGGCAUUUUCUCUUAUGGCAUCAUUUAUGUCUGCAAUCACCAUCUUGGGAGUGUCUAAAGAAAACUACAUGUUUGGAACUCAGUUUAUAGUUAUCAACAUUUCGUACAUCAUCUCGACUCCUAUUGUGUGCUACCUCUAUUUGCCCGUGUUCUUCAGGCUGCAAAAUACCAGUGUGUAUGAGUACUUGGAAAGAAGAUUUGGGAUGCUGUGUCGACUGUGUGCUUCUUUAGCCUUCUCUCUCCAGAUGACACUCUAUAUGGGAAUAGUGUUAUAUGCUCCAGCACUUGCUUUAUCAGCUGUCACAGGAAUUUCUAUCAACUGGUCAAUCAUCAGCAUUGGGGUGGUGUGUACUUUCUACUCCACUCUUGGAGGAAUGAAGGCUGUCCUAAUAACUGAUGUCUUCCAAUCAUUGCUCAUGUUCGCUGCAGUAUUUGCAGUGAUCACACAGGGUGUGAGAGACUUUGGUGUUAGAGAUAUUUUCAAGAUUGCUGGUGAAGGCAACAGACUGGAAUUUUUCAAUGUGUCACCUGACCCACGUACAAGACACACAAUAUGGAGUUUGGGUAUCGGUGGGUGCUUCACAUACUGCUCACUCUAUGGGGUUAACCAGGCUCAGGUCCAGAGGCUUCUUACUAUUAAAGAUCUUCGCCGUGCUCAGUCGUCACUUUGGAUCCAGUGGCCCAUUCUGACUCUCUUGAGUCUUUCUACAUCAUUUGCUGGGCUGGUGCUUUAUGCUCAGUACCACACAUGUGACCCAAUGAAGAAUGGCCGCAUCACUGACUCCGACCAGUUGCUACCACUCUAUGUGGUGGAGACGAUGGGAAUGGUGCCAGGGCUCUCAGGACUCUUUGUGUCUGGAAUAUUUAGUGGGUCGUUGUCAACUGUGUCGUCCUCCCUAAAUUCUCUGGCUGCUGUCACUGUCCAGGACUAUAUUUUGCCUUUUGUUCCUAGUCACUACGGACUAAGGGAGAAGCAAGCAACAAAAAUCAGCAAGGUAUUGGUAAUUCUGUAUGGCAUCAUCUGCAUGGCUGUAGCAUUUUUAACUCAGCUGGUUGGAACAGGAGUCCUUCAGGCCUCUCUCACAAUCUUUGGUGCUGUUGGGGGACCUCUGCUUUCCCUCUUCACGAUGGGAAUGCUCUGCAAGUGUGUUAAUCAAAAGGGUGCUAUGACUGGACUUUUUGCAGGACUCAUCAUUACUCUGUGGAUUGGCUUUGGGCAUCCAAAACCAGUACCUCCAUUUAAGCCAGUUUCAACUGAAGGGUGUGCAUCAUUAAAUACUACUAUAGGUGUACUUGAAGUGAUUCCGCUUUCAUCAGUAUCUUCGACAAAUAAUGAUAACGUUAGUUCCACGGAAAGUAUGGUAAAUUUGUCAUCUGAUCUCUCCGACCCCAGUGUAUUGGCUCUGACAACUGUGCUACCAGCUGGGACAAAAGAGAUUCAAUUGGUACCCGAGGUGUUGAUGGAAGGGGAUUCCCCUUCCAAACAGAGUACACCAUUCCUGCACGAGCUGUAUGCUAUAUCCUACAUGUGGGUAGCAACAAUUGGAUUCCUUGUAACUCUCCUAGUGGGUUUGGUAGUCAGUCGAGCCACAGGAGGAAAUGAUAUGUUAGAACCUGACUUGUAUGCCCCUUGGGUAUGUCCCCAGAGAACUAGUGCAACAGCAGAGAGUUGUGAAGAAAAGCCUGACCUUAUGAACAAUGCAGAAUUUGAACCAGUCUCUUCCUCAACCAAACUAAAUCCUGCAGCUGGGGAGGUGACCCAUUUUUAAUACGAUUUGAUAUCAAAAGCUCGUGACUGUUUUUGUAACCCUUUGACUUGUAAAUGAAGGAAAGGCUUUGGUUCAGUCCCAUGCAGAUGAAGAUAAGUUGGAAAGUUUAAAUCUUGUUGUCCCUGUUUAUCUAAUUAUAAAUAGGUUACUGGGUGUAGCUAAUUGUUGUGAGCCAUAUCCUGGGAUGAUAUGUGGUGUAAUUUAGAUAGAACUGGGCUUUGAUUUUUAGAAUUAACAGUAUAAAAAAAAAGUGAAAGAUAAGGUAAAGAAGUGGAAGUGAUUAUGAUCUAGUAGAAUAUACAGUACUGCAUUAUAUGCAAGAAUCAUGAACAAGCAACACAGAAUGCAAAACAACUCCACCUGUGGUUGUUUUGGAUAAGACUGCAUGUACAAGAAAAAGUAAUGUUAAAGAUGGAAGAGAGAGAAAGAUCAUUGUCUUAAAGAGCUUUGAGGUUAUAUAAUUAAUUUAUUCAUGUACACAGUGCAAUUUAGAUUUAUAAAUUAUAGUGCAGUGCAGUAUGUCCCAGCAUUUAUCAACACAUGGAUAGUUUUCAAAUUUACACACUGAAUAAAGAAGUGUAAAACUGUUUAUUGAACUUGAACCAGUGUUAUUUAUUUUUAACCCAUUUCUGUUGAUGUUUAUUGUAAGUGUGUUUAAUAAAAUCUGGUGACAUGUCACUGCUGGUAGUGCCUACUGUCACUUUUUAUCAAA
Molecule: messenger RNA, 2737 nt
Organism: Cherax quadricarinatus
Lineage: Eukaryota; Metazoa; Arthropoda; Malacostraca; Decapoda; Parastacidae
Source: RefSeq, a predicted model, not a curated record